CAUCUUACAAGGUCACAGAUUUAUGUCUAACACCGGAGCCUGAGCAGAAGAGGCCACGUUAGAGGGUCUUGACCUGAAGUGUGGGCACUGACGCUCCAUGAUGGUGAGCAGAGUGUGGGCCGCUCUAGAACUCUCCCUUACCUGCAUCUCAGCCUUCAGCCUCAUCUCCCCUGCCUGGUUCCAGACUGCCACGUUCUCCUUUGGUGUCCUCACCUACUGCUCCUGGCCUCAGAGUGACCGCUGGAACCAGAGCUGUGGGACCUUCAGGUCCCUGGAUGAUAUUCCUGACUUCGCCUGGAAGGUGUCAGCUGCACUUCUUCUUGGAGGCUGGUUCCUGUUGGCCUUUAAUGCAAUCUUCUUCCUGUCCUGGGCCCUGGUUCCUAAGGGGCUGUGCCCAGGGCGGGGCAGUGGCAAAAUGCCGAGCGUGCAGGCAGCUGCAGCCACCACCACCAUUGUGGGCCUGCUGGUUUUCCCCAUCAGCCUGGCCUCCCCAUUCGCCAAGGAAGCCUGUGGAGCCUCCUCUGCGUACCGCCGUGGGCAGUGCCAGCUGGGCUGGGGCUAUGUGACUACCAUCCUCAGUGCGGUCCUGGCCAGCCUCCUGCUCGUCAUCAGGUGGCCCCGCAUGACCAAAGUCCGGGGGCCGACCGUCCUCUUCUCCAGCGACACUGAGAAAAUCAUCCUCGUCCCAGAAAUGAGCAAAUAA
Molecule: messenger RNA, 703 nt
Organism: Rhinolophus ferrumequinum (greater horseshoe bat)
Lineage: Eukaryota; Metazoa; Chordata; Mammalia; Chiroptera; Rhinolophidae
Gene: LHFPL7
Product: LHFPL tetraspan subfamily member 7
Exons: 4
Coding region: 98-703 (201 amino acids)
Cellular component (GO): membrane
Source: RefSeq, a predicted model, not a curated record